Messenger RNA from Guillardia theta CCMP2712, 1878 nucleotides. RefSeq lists its product as hypothetical. NCBI's taxonomy places the organism in Eukaryota, Cryptophyceae, Pyrenomonadales, Geminigeraceae. Gene Ontology annotation, molecular function: protein binding. The transcript is spliced from 9 exons. The record is from RefSeq and is a predicted model, not a curated record. The coding region runs from base 1 to 1878 and encodes 625 amino acids.
AUGGAAGUCACAGCAAGUCAGCUCUUCUGGCGUCUGCUGGCAGAGAAGCUCAACAUCCAGGCAGCAACGGGACCAUCCUCGUUCACCAAGUCCUACAAGGCUAAGGAGGAGGCAUGGGAACGAUUCAAGACGGUGUCAGGGAUGACAGGACGGCUAGCAAGCGACUACUCGCUGACUCCAGAGGCUGCAGAGAGCGACCUCGAUACCAUCGGUCAGGCAGAGAUCUCGCCUCGACUACAUGAUCGUGUGCUGCAUGACCCUGGCGUCGACUUCCUGUUUAGCCCCCAGGCGAAAGGGCUGAAGGACAAGAUCGAGCGAGGGAAGAAGGCCAGGCAGGAGGGCGGGGAUGCGAAGAACUACGGCAGAGGAUUCAUCUGCAAGCAGUUCGAGACUCUUGACCUGAGCCUCCUGACAAUGAAGAAGAUGAAGGUGUCGUACAGCCUGACGGAGCUGGACGAGACGUUUGCGCGAGAGAUGGAGCAGCUGAAGGAGCUGUCAGUGACUGGACAGAAGCUGACAAGAAUUGCUCACCUCCCUCCCUCCCUCGUCUCUCUCAACGCUCACUGCAACUCCAUCAGCUCCUGGCCCAAGUUCCAGGCAUUCAACUUCCGGCACAUAGGACUUGGAGGAAACAUGAUCAACAAUCUGGAGGAGCUGGGCCCGCAUGCGCAGAACAUGCAGUUUCUCACAUCCCUCGACCUCUCCUCCAAUCGUAUCGCAACCAUCAGUCAGCUCCAGCCGCUGCAGCAGCUCACCCGACUGUCCAAGCUCCGGCUGCUGGGAAACCCGAUCGUCCUCCUCCCCAACUACCGGCAGCGGGUCCUGGCGAAGCUUCCUCUUCUCUCCGAGCUGGAUGAUAGCACCGUCCUGGAGAACGAGAGGGAAAACAAGAAUGCGCUGGUCGAGGAGGGGCGGGAGGAAGCGGAGGGGCAGGAGGAAACGGAGGGACAGGAAGCGCUGGAGAGGAAAGAGGACACAGCAAGCAAGCAGCACAAGGAUGCAGAUGACGGGGACACUGACGACAAGUUCAGUCUGGCUCUGACCAUCGGGAGGAUCGAGGGGCUUGAGAAUCCAACACCUUCCCUUCCUGACAAGCCUGAAGGAGGAGGAGAGGAAGGGGAGGAGGCAGAGGUCUCCCCCGAGCAGGUCUUCUACCAGGAGCACCCUCCUAGUUUCUUCGUCGAAAUUCCCUUCCCCUCCUCCCUGCCCCUUCGCACCCGCGAGAUUUUGUGGGAGGAAGGAGAAGGCGACUCCGCGAUGAAUUUUGAGUUCAGCCAGAGGAUCGAGCUAUCCUCCUCCUUCCAAGUCUUGAAUUGGAUGCGCUUUGAGGGCCUCGUGGUGGACCUCUACAUGAAGAAGCAAGUCUACGUGCCCCCGCCACCUCCAAAGGAUGAGGGGGAGGAAGGAGAGCAAGAGCAAGAGGGCAAGGAGGACGAGGAGGGCAGAGAACCUCCCCCCCCGCAGUUUGUCACUAGGAGGAUAGCGACGAGCACGAUUGCGACUGAAGAUCUAGUAACGAAGUCGUCAACGCUCAAGGUGAAGGCGAGCAUGACGAUGACGGACGAACACUUUGACACCAUCAGGCCCAUAGAUGACAAGUGGGGGGACACGGAACGAGCGAUUGCCAACAUGAAAAGAGCUGAGAAGAAGAAGGAGAACAAGGAGAAGGAGAAGAAAAAGGAGAAGGCGAAGGAAGAGCCCAAAGCGUCCUCGGGCCGUCAAGGUGGCCCCAAGAGCGAAGGAGGGGGGGAGCUUACGGGCAAUGCAGGAACGCAGGAGGCUUAUGGGGGAGGCAGGCAGCAUCACCACAACGUUCACAUCGAGUGUCAGCUCGACUUGAAUCCUCCACCUGCCCCACCGCAGGAGGCGGAGGAGUGA